AUGAUUUACGUUCGCACUAAGAGCGAGAUCAGUGAUUUGUUUGCCUUGCCGCCAGUAUCGCGGUGGGGUCGUCGAUUCAACACUGCUGUAUUUGUUCUUAUACUGCUGGGAAUCGCAGACCUAGCCAUCAAAACGUGCGAUGGGCCAAGCAUGGGAAGUACUGACCCAGGGUAUCCGUAUCUACCGUCCCAGCAGGACCACAAGAUUUACGAUGGAUUAUUUGCGGGACUUUUCACAUUGGAAUUCCUCGGACGAAUUAUUCAGAUUCGAAAUAUUCGAGUAAUUGUCCGUGAUCCAUACAUGUGGCUGGAUUUGCUAGGGAUCUCUCCGUGGUAUAUGAUGCAAAUUUUGGAAGCUCUGAAGGUGAAUGCCGACAUCGAACGCCACGUCAGCCAACUUGGCCUAGUUCGAACUGUGCGCUUGGCACUUAUUUUACGGGACAACGAGUCGACAAAGAUCAUUCACCAGUCCAUCAAAGCCAGCCUGCGGCCUUUGAGCAUCACUAUGUUUUUCCUGUUUACGUUGGUUAUGAUACUAGCAACAGCGAUUUUCUACGCUGAGCCCUGCUACAAUGUCGAGACUUGCACAUUUACAGAUAUCUUCAACUCGGCGUAUUUUGUGAUGGUGACGGUCGCAACCGUGGGCUAUGGCAACCAAGUACCCUCUUUACGAAACCCUGGCUCAGUCAUGCUGACGAUGAUUGCAAUGAUUCUCGGGCAGAUUUACUUCUCGAUGCCUGUGGCGAUUAUUGGCAAUAAUUUUCAGCUUACGUAUGAGAGUUUUCAGCUGGACAAGAAGAAGAAGAAGGCUCGCUUUCUCGAUGCUUCUCUCUCUCCUUUUGAUUGUCAAAAACUUCACAGUCACGCGAGACGACUUUGUGAUAUCCAAUACCAUUUAUUGAACUCGUGGUCAGUUGUACACAACCAUAUCCACAAUUUUACGCGUUCAGCUUCCGAAUCCAUGACAAUGACAAUGGAAAUGCUCGCAACUGAGGCUGAUCAUCUGGAAAAGAUCAAGGAAGGCAUUAGUCGCUUGAUGGAUAUACAUGCGGAAGCUGUUGAACUGCUACAAUUAUUUAUUCCACACCGGCGAAGAUCGCUUCGCAUGGGUCUGGAUUCCAAACAUGGAGUGCUAGGUAGUAUGUACGCAAAGGCGAAGAAGGCUAUGAUCAAGGCGAAGGUGAGAUCGGGCCAUAUGUCAACCGUUGUUGACCCAAAUAUGGCGUCACAAACACUUCGAGGACGGGUGUGGUUGUUGCUAGAAGUGCCAGAUUCUUCGCGACUGGCUGCCAUAGUGAACCGAGCAAUGGUAGGAUUUGCAUUGGUCAGCAUUAUGUUUUUCUUUUCAGAAUCGUUGCAAGAGCUGGCCGCAAGUGGUGUUGAAACGAAUGGCUGCAGAUCUGUUGUGAAGAGUUAUUGCAGGGAAACAGGAUUCCGUGAUCUAGACUCUGCGUGUUUCUUGCGUUUCGAGGAUGGUACGAGUGAUUUCACCAAACGACUCCACUUUUCCUGCUCUAGCGUUACCGAAUCGCCAGAGUGCUAUGGGAACGGAUUGAACUUUGGAUCUUUGAAUGCGUCCGCGCUGGCGUGUCAGGAUGCAUUUCUUCACGCUGGUGGUGACUUGGUGUGUUACCGCCAGCAAUGCCGACGAUCGUUUAACAUGAUCUUUGACAUGGGGCCAUUCUGGAUCUACUUUGAGUGGUGGUUUGGUAUGUGGUUCACGUUGGAGUUGGCUCUUCGGUUUUAUAUUUCCCAAAACCGGAAGCAGUUCUGGAGAAAUGUCUAUGUUAUAUUCGACGUGGUUGCAAUCGUGCCAUUUUUCGUCGAGGUCGUGGAACUUUUAUUUGCACGCAUUCAGCCAGACUACGCAAUUGUUGCCACAUCACCAUCAUUCCUGUCGGUCAUUCGAGUGCUAAAAAUAUUGCGAAUUCUUAAACUCACGCGGCACUUUCGCGGGACAAAAGUGCUAGCAUCCACAGCGAUAAAAGUCUGGAAACCUCUCGUUAUCCCGCUCUUCUUUUUAUUUACAGGAUGUAUUAUUGCUGGUGCGAUGGUCUACGAAAUUGAACGCGGCAAAGAAUGCUUCGUUGGAGAAGUGUGUAUGUGGUGGAACAAAGACGUGCUGACACCUGAGCUGGUCGAAGGACUUCCGAUUGGGAAGCGAGUUUUGAUCCAAGACAAGUUGAAAUCGACAAUUAUCGACAUGAUCCACUCUACGUGGCUCUCAUACACGACGUAA
Messenger RNA from Phytophthora infestans T30-4, 2238 nucleotides. Its product is annotated as Voltage-gated Ion Channel (VIC) Superfamily. Lineage: Eukaryota; Oomycota; Peronosporomycetes; Peronosporales; Peronosporaceae. Gene Ontology annotation, biological process: potassium ion transmembrane transport. Gene Ontology annotation, molecular function: voltage-gated potassium channel activity. The transcript has 4 exons. Gene Ontology annotation, cellular component: membrane. Bases 1 to 2238 code for a protein of 745 amino acids. The record is from RefSeq and is a predicted model, not a curated record.